GAGUGAACAAAUCUAGGGGUUACAUUUUUCUUUUGAUAUAUAAUCGCUGAGAGAACCGGGAACUGCCGCCACUGAGAGGAAGAAGUCGUCGUCGUCCGCUCCGAAACAACUGCGAACAUGGCAAGGGGAUUGAAGAAGCAUUUGAAGAGGCUCAAUGCUCCCAAGCAUUGGGAUCUUGACAAACUUGGUGGUGCCUUCGCUCCCAAGCCCUCUUCUGGACCUCACAAGUCUAGGGAGUGCCUCCCUCUCGUCCUGAUCAUCAGGAACAAGUUGAAGUACGCUUUGACAUACCGUGAGGUCAUCUCCAUCCUCAUGCAAAGGCAUAUCCAAGUCGAUGGAAAAGUCAGGACUGACAAGACUUACCCUGCUGGCUUCAUGGAUGUUGUUUCCAUCCCAAAGACGAAUGAGAACUUCCGUCUUCUGUAUGACACCAAGGGACGUUUCCGUCUCCACUCCAUUAGGGACGAGGAAGCCAAGUUCAAGCUAUGCAAGGUUAGGACCAUCCAGUUCGGACAAAAGGGAAUCCCUUACCUCAACACAUACGACGGUCGCACCAUCCGUUACCCCGACCCGCUCAUCAAACCCAAUGACACCAUCAAGCUCGACCUCGAGGAGAACAAGAUUGUUGAGUUCAUCAAGUUUGACGUCGGUAACGUUGUGAUGGUGACUGGUGGCAGGAACAGAGGGCGUGUUGGUGUGAUUAAGAACCGUGAGAAGCAUAAGGGAAGCUUUGAGACGAUUCAUAUUCAAGACUCUACGGGACAUGAGUUUGCCACGAGGUUGGGCAAUGUGUUUACUCUGGGGAAAGGAACAAAGCCGUGGGUGUCUCUUCCAAAGGGUAAAGGUAUUAAGCUGACUAUCAUUGAGGAAGCCUGGAAGAGGCUUUCUGCCCAACAAGCUGCUUAAAUGUUGAAUCAUCCAAGACCGUUUGUUACCUUCUUGCUUCAGUUUUGAGCUUAUUCCUAAUUCAUGUUUCUUGCUUGCAAAACCCCAUAAGAAAAAAAAAACAGCUGAGCAUUUUAGAGCGUUUUGUAUUAUUUGUACGGACUUUUUAAAGUAAUUUACUCUUCAAAAUCA
Messenger RNA from Brassica napus (rape), 1077 nucleotides. RefSeq names its product 40S ribosomal protein S4-1. Bases 118 to 906 code for a protein of 262 amino acids. Gene Ontology annotation, biological process: translation. The transcript is spliced from 5 exons. The record is from RefSeq and is a predicted model, not a curated record. Gene Ontology annotation, molecular function: RNA binding; structural constituent of ribosome. NCBI's taxonomy places the organism in Eukaryota, Viridiplantae, Streptophyta, Magnoliopsida, Brassicales, Brassicaceae. Gene Ontology annotation, cellular component: cytosolic small ribosomal subunit; ribosome.